UUUUUUUUUUUUUCCCUUUCCCUAUCAAGUUUUUUUAUUUUAUUUUUUAUAUAUACAAUGAAUACGAUCCUGAACACCUGCCUUGAUUUACAAAAGAAGCAAGCCGCAAUGCAAGAUACGCAACUUGAAAAAUUGUUUGCGUUUAAAGCCAUGUUACAAGCACAAAAGGAAGCGCUUUCGCAAAAUUUUUCACCACAACAAAGUUUAUUACAGAUACAAGACAAGGCGAAAAAUCUACAAUUUCAAAAGCCACAGAAAGAAUAUCAAAGCAGUUUAUCGAAAUUGAACAAGGAGUUGGACAGGAAAUUUAAGCAGGAUAUAUCAGUGAUCUAUCAUCCGGAGGCAUUUGCAGGCAAAAAGGACUUGAUUGCGAGAGCGUUGGCUUUACACUUUAUUCGAAAGGGACAAUUUGACUUGUGUGAGGAGUUUAUGAAUGAAGCACACAUUCCCAUUGAUGAUGAAUUGCGCGACAUGGUGGAACACUUAAAGUCUGAAUUUGAGCAAAUGUAUAAUAUACUACGUCAAUUAGAAGAAGAAGACGAUGUAACUCUGGCUAUCAAAUGGGCAGAAUCACACCAUGACGGAUUAAUGAAAUUGGGAAGCUCGCUAGAGUUCAAUUUACAUCGUUUGAGAUAUAUUCAAAUUUUUUUGAUGGGUAAAAAUUUAGAUGCGAUGGAGUACGGAAGAACCUAUCUGAAUAAGUUUGGUGAAAAGUAUAAUGAUGAAAUACAAAAACUAUUUGGCGCACUUGCAUUCAUUUCAAAAUUACCAGGAACUAAGUACGAAUAUCUUGACUCAAGAUCACAUUGGACAGAUAUCAGGCUAGAGUUUCAAAGGGAUUUUUGUUCCUUGCUAAAGAUGAGUGCUGAGAGCCCCCUUUAUACCAGUGUGUAUGUGGGAACUACGGCUUUACCCGUGAUUAUGAAAUUGUACACAAUCAUGGCUAAUAAAAAAGCAGAGUGGAGUGCACAGAACGAAUUGCCUGUAGAGAUCCCAUUGGAAGAGGAUUUACGCUAUCAUUCUGUGUUUGCAUGUCCUGUAUCGAAAGAACAAGCAACUGAAGAAAACCCACCCAUGAUGAUGCCCUGUGGCCAUGUUAUCUGUAAAGAGAGUUUAAUAAGAUUAUCAAGAAAUGGUCGCUCUUCUUCUAGCAAAUUCAAAUGUCCUUAUUGUCCUAAUGAAUCCUCUGUUGAACAGGCUGUUCAAGUUUACUUUUAAAAAAAGAAAAAAUCAAAAUAAAUAGUAA
Mucor mucedo is the source of this 1246-nucleotide messenger RNA. Its product is annotated as CTLH/CRA C-terminal to lish motif domain-containing protein. Gene Ontology annotation, molecular function: ubiquitin protein ligase activity. The transcript has 6 exons. The record is from RefSeq and is a predicted model, not a curated record. Gene Ontology annotation, biological process: proteasome-mediated ubiquitin-dependent protein catabolic process. Gene Ontology annotation, cellular component: nucleus; GID complex; cytoplasm. Lineage: Eukaryota; Fungi; Mucoromycota; Mucoromycetes; Mucorales; Mucoraceae. Bases 58 to 1218 code for a protein of 386 amino acids.